This is a messenger RNA of Ilex paraguariensis (yerba mate), 921 nucleotides long. The record is from the annotation of a GenBank genome assembly. Lineage: Eukaryota; Viridiplantae; Streptophyta; Magnoliopsida; Aquifoliales; Aquifoliaceae.
GAUCUCAAGCAGCAUUUGCGAAGACUGGUAGUGGACACCAAUGGCGACGGGGUUAUGGCCCUAAGGCUGGGCGACUACAGAGAACUACUAGGCGACACCAGCGAACUACUAAGAGACGCUAACAUGCUGGGAAGCGUCAUAAAGGCAAUAGGCAGCAAUAACUUUAGCCUAGGCGACGGAUAUGGUACGAUCCACGAUGUUACAACAGUCCAAGGUGGCAUCCAUGGUGAGUUUUGGCAGAAUGGUGAUGCCCAUCGUCAAGGAGGCGGCGCUGAAGUGAACAUGGGUGAAGGCGCUAGACAUAAGAAGCCUCUAAGCGACGCCGAGAAAGGCAUGAAGGGCGAUGCCAUAGGCAUUGGUGCCAAGAUCAAAGAAAUCGUCUUGGAGGGCAUGAAAAAAGGUGGCGCCAACUGGGAAGACAACACCUCCUGCAUGCAAGAGGGCGGCGCCAAAUGUAUUGAUAGUGGCUCGGUCUGCAUGCAAAAGGGUGGCACCUAUGUUGCACUGGCACCUUUCGCGUUGGUUCGAUUGGUGCUUUUUGCACUGGUUCGAUUGGUGCUGGACGACGCCAAUGAGACGUUGGGUGGCACUAAGGCCCUAGGCGACGCUGUUGCGAUGGAUGGCGCUCAUUUUGUUGGCGAUGUCGGUCAGCGCAGUGGAGGCGGAGAAUCCCCUUGCAACGAAGGUGACACCCAAAAAGCUGGUUGGAGAGGACUGGGCAGUGCCAUUAUUCUGGGCGGCAUCAAUCUGUCAUUUGGCUACGGUAGGCAUAGGUUGGGCAUCUUUGGUGAUGACAGGCGUAGAUUAGGCGGCUCUAGUGACAUCAGACACAGAUCAGGCAGAGCAAGAGGGUUGGCUAUGAGACCUCUUGAAGGUGUGGCGAUACUUGACUUUCUUUUUUUGACACCUUCUCGACAUUGA